AUGUCGUCCCUCGAGGCCAAGAUCGUCUUUCAUGACCAAAAGGUUGUCGAUGGCGACACCGAUACCACUGUCCGCCUCCAGAUCUGGGAUACCGCCGGACAAGAGCGGUUCCGCUCCAUCUCCAGACUUUACUACCGUGGAGCCAAUGCCUGCAUUCUCUGUUACUCCAUAACCGACGCCCAGUCCUUUGCCGAAAUGGGCAUAUGGCUCAACGAGCUUCGUCAAAACCUCCCCAACGACGUUGUCCUCCAUGUCGUCGGUACCAAAGCCGACAUCGUUGCUCGUGACCCCUCCAAACGCGAGGUACCCUUUGAGCGUUGCAUCGCCUACGUUGCUGAGAACCUCGCACCAGGCCUCGGCUCCACCCCUCCUCCCUCCGCCUCCGGUCUCGCCCCUUUCCUCUCCGACAACUCGCGCCAGACCAGCACGUUGACCACCCCCGGCGCCGCCACGGGCGAGCCUCGCAGUCCCAGCUCCAAACGUAGCUCCGGCUUCUGGGGGCAAGAGGUAGGCUGGGACGCCUGUCACGAGAUCAGUGCCGAAAGUGGCGAGGGCGUCGAGGAGGUCUUCCGCGUUGUCGCCAGCAAGCUUGUCGAGCAAAAUAAAAAGAUGCAACAGGCCCUGCUCACCGCCACUGCCCAACCCGGGUCCCCAGGCUACGAGGCUGGCAUGGACGGUGGUUACUUUGAGUCUCUCAACCCGAGGACCAGCUUUAGGGUUGGCCGCGACCGGAGGAGUUGGCUGUUCCCCCAUCCUUCUCGCCCGUCGUAUCCCCUGCCGGUAGGAUAG
Molecule: messenger RNA, 789 nt
Organism: Parascedosporium putredinis
Lineage: Eukaryota; Fungi; Ascomycota; Sordariomycetes; Microascales; Microascaceae
Source: the annotation of a GenBank genome assembly